ACUCAAAUUCUUCCACGAUUGAACCUGAAAUGGAUGGAAGUGAACUAGAUUCAAAUGUUGAUGAUGAGACCUCUUUAUCAAAAAAUGAUAUUUCAGCUUUACUUAAGCGCCUAAAAACUUUGGAAAGACUUCAAGUUGCUUGUGAUAAGGAGGUCAAGAACAAAAAAACUGACACCUUUCCAGAUGAUAUGGAUGACGACUCAUCCAAAAAAAAGAAAAAAAAAAGUGCUAAAAGAAGGAAAAAUUACAAAAAAGAAGAUACGUCUAGUUCUGAAACAGAAGAUACUGGUGACGAGUUCAAACGAAAAAAUCCAAAAUUUCCUCCUACAAUAUGUGAUUGGGCCAUUAGACGAAUGAUGCAAGGAAUAAUAAAUAACAAGCGUGAUACAGAAAAACGCAAAUUAAAUAAUCGUUCACUUCAUAACGAUAACAAAAAAAGCAAAUCAGGUGAAGUUACCAAUCAAGCUCAAGACCUUGAAGCUCCAAGUUCAAUAAAUAAUUUGGAUAAUACUAUUGUGGCAUCAACAUCCUCUUCUCAAACUAGCCCUGCGAAAACUACAAACACAGAAGACAAUACUUUGCCAAAUAGGAGACGGUCUUCAAAAGUGUCUAAUAAAAAGAAUGCUAAGG
This is a messenger RNA of Racocetra persica, 630 nucleotides long. The record is from the annotation of a GenBank genome assembly. Lineage: Eukaryota; Fungi; Glomeromycota; Glomeromycetes; Diversisporales; Gigasporaceae.